AUGAAAGCUCUGGGAGUCAUUAUCGUUACCUCUCUCGCUGUGGUAGCGCAUGCCGCAGACCUUCCGCGUGCGUCGAGGUUCUACAGGACCACAGAACACAGUAAUGGUCUAAGAAGUUUAUUGGAGAACACAGAGGUGGAGCGGCCUCCAGCGCCGGCAGCUCCAGUGCCUUCAGGCACUGCUCCAGGUGUUUCUAUCCCGGAGGAACCGACGUUCACUCAAGUGAGCACGGAGGAGUACGACGAGUACAGGCGUGGGAUAACGGCAUUACACAAGAUUUUGAAGCCGGAAAAUAUGAAGACUUUGAAGAAGCUCACCGCCAUGUUGAACCAGCAGAACGCCCAUUCGACUACCGCUGACACCACUGGAGCAAUGAGCCCAGAGAAACUGACAGCACUUCUCACGUCGGCGAUGGCAACUCAACCGGAGGGGUUUGAUUUCAACAGUAUGAAUCGCGUGCUCGAGAACUGGCAGCAGCAAAUGUCGCGGGGGCCCUUUGCCAACAUCGUUCCUGCAAUGCCGGCUCCUUCUCCCCAGUUUGUACAGUCGACAGACCCGUUUCCUGCGAUCGCAACAACAAACGUGAUGCCAGGACACUCAACUAUAUAUCCCGCGUUAACAAACUUCGCGCAAGUUGCUCCUGUGCAGUAUUCGGUUCCGCCAAUUCCUUACUUUCAGAUCACACCCCAAGCAGGAUAUCAGUUUGCUCAGGCACAACCAGCCGUGGAGGAGUUCACGUCGCCCCAGCAACUGCUUUCAGUCCAGAUGUGA
This is a messenger RNA of Neospora caninum, 771 nucleotides long. RefSeq lists its product as hypothetical. The record is from RefSeq and is a predicted model, not a curated record. The transcript has 7 exons. The coding region runs from base 1 to 771 and encodes 256 amino acids. Lineage: Eukaryota; Apicomplexa; Conoidasida; Eucoccidiorida; Sarcocystidae.